Messenger RNA from Rotaria sp. Silwood2, 1317 nucleotides. The record is from the annotation of a GenBank genome assembly. Lineage: Eukaryota; Metazoa; Rotifera; Eurotatoria; Philodinida; Philodinidae.
AUGGCUGAACAACCACAAGAAACAUCAGAUAAAAAUGUUGAAAUUUGGAAAAUUAAAAAAUUAAUCAAAAGCUUGGAAGCAGCUAGAGGGAAUGGCACAAGUAUGAUUUCAUUGAUUACUCCACCUCGUGAUCAAGUACCACGUAUAGCAAAAAUGCUUGCAGAUGAAUAUGGUACAGCAUCGAAUAUAAAAUCACGUGUUAAUAGAUUAUCUGUUCUUUCUGCUAUUACGUCUGUACAAGCUCGACUCAAACUUUAUAAUAAAGUACCUAAUAAUGGACUUGUUAUUUAUUGUGGUACAAUAGUGACAGAGGAUGGUAAAGAAAAAAAGGUCAACAUCGAUUUCGAACCUUUCAAACCGAUUAACACUUCACUUUAUCUUUGUGACAAUAAAUUUCAUACUGAGGCAUUACAAGCAUUACUUGCUGAUGAUUCUCGUUUCGGAUUUAUUGUUAUGGAUGGUAAUGGUGCUUUAUUCGGUACUUUACAAGGUAAUUCUCGAGAAGUUAUAACAAAAUUUUCUGUUGAUUUACCAAAAAAACAUGGUCGUGGUGGUCAAAGUGCACUACGAUUUGCGCGACUUCGUAUGGAAAAACGACAUAAUUAUGUACGAAAAGUAGCUGAAACAGCUGUACAAUGUUUUAUAACAGAUGAUAAAGUAAAUGUUUCUGGAAUAAUUCUUGCUGGUUUAGCUGAUUUUAAAACAGAACUUCAUCAAUCUGAUAUGUUUGAUCCACGUCUUCAAGUUAAAGUAUUAAAACGAGUUGAUGUAUCAUAUGGUGGUGAAAAUGGUUUUAAUCAAGCUAUUGAAUUAGCUGCUGAAACGCUUGGUGAUGUUAAAUUUAUUCAGGAAAAAAAACUUAUUUCUCGAUAUUUUGAUGAAGUAUCAAGAGAUUCUGGCCAAUAUUGUUUCGGUAUUGAAGAAACUCUUAAAGCUCUUGAAAUGGGUGCUGUUGAAAUUUUAAUUGUCUGGGAAAAUUUUGAUGUUAUGCGUUAUGUUUUACGUAAUCCUCAAACACAAGAAACAAAAGUUUUAUUUUUACGUGCCGAUCAAGAAAAAGAAAAAUCACAUUUUCAAGAUAAAGAUACAGGUGUUGAAUUAGAACAUGUCGAAGAAAUGCCUUUACUUGAAUGGUUUGCAAAUAAUUAUAAAAAUUUUGGUACAACUCUUGAAAUCGUUACUGAUAAAAGUCAAGAAGGUUCGCAAUUUGUUCGAGGUUUUGGUGGUGUUGGAGGUAUUCUUCGUUAUAAAGUUGAUUUACAAAAUUUAAAUGUUGAUGAAGAUGCUGAACCAAUCGAUUAUAGUGAUUAUGAUUGA